AUUUUGGUGUGCACAUAAACCUAAUUAUAAUAGAUAAAAUAAAAUUCCCAGCAUAUAGGUGACGGUUUUUGUUCAAAUAGUACGUGGUGACGUAUGUUAAACAAUUUUGUUCAAUUAAAAUAAGGUUAGGUACGUGAACAUUUUUAUAUUUUUAAUAGUUAAAAUUUCAAGCCAAAUAUCUUUUUCAUUUUGAUUUAUAAUGUUUAACGCGCUGACGUUUCUAAUCAGAUUACAUAAUAUAUAUAGCAGGUGUGUAUAAAAUAACAAUUACGUUUUUAUUCAGUUGUUAGAUUUUAUCGAUAUUUAUAAAUAUAUUUCAACUUGUUCUUACUGCUUAUAGUAGCAAUUCAGGACAGAAGAUCAACAAACGAGAUUAAUUCGAUCAGUCUCAACCCAAAAUUACAUUUUAAGUAAAAAUCCAAAGUUACAAGGAAAUUAGUUUCUCAUAUUACUUUGUACCACAUUUCCAGUUAUAAUCCGUCUCAAUCUUCAUCAUGCUGGCUUUUGGUCGCAAUUAUGGAAGUUACUUGCCGGCGGCAAUAAUACUCGGGUCCGAUAGUUAUCAAAGGUUUUGGUGAUAAUUUUUUUUUUGUUUAUUUAGAGUCGUAAGAAAUGGUCUACGGGGUUAAACAUGCAAUGAUAUGGAAGAAGACGUAAAACAGCGUGUCCAGCAUGUUUUCAGUUUUUGAACUUGAUGAGGCUGGUGCUUUGCGUAGCAGACAGAUCACUCCAACAUUCCCACUUGAAUUGGAAUUUGACAUCCCUGAAUAGCAACAAUCCUGGCAGGGCCGUGCGUUCGGGGGUCAAAUCGCCGUGUACAAUAGCUAGACGAAGGUAUGGAUUAGUAAAGAUACAAGCCAAGCUUUGUCGCUCGCAGAUGGACAUCAUGCCGUACAUACAGAACGCGGCCCUAUUGGCCUCAAGGACAUGUCGGGAUGUUUUCAAGGAUAGAAGAUGGAAUUGUUCGUCCAUAACAACCGCACCCUAUUUAACUCCGGAUUUGACCAGAGCAACCAGAGAGCAGGCCUACGUUUACGCGAUUAGCUCAGCGGCUUUGACUUUCGCCGUGGCCAGGGCUUGUUCCAGCGGGAGUUUGCAUCGGUGCACGUGCGCCUCCAAACCCAGUUCCACGCCAGCCAUUAAUUUCCAGUGGGGCGGGUGUGGGGAUAAUAUCAGAUGGGCGGCCCAGUUUGCGAAAAGGUUCAUCGACAGCGUCGAGAAGCAUGCGUUGGAGAGGGUCGACAGAAAAAGAAGGGGCAGAGAAGCAGUUGAUGAAGUAUGGGGGCUGACAAAUCAAGCUGCCGCUAUUAAUCUCCAUAACAAUAGGGUCGGCAGAAAAUUAAUAUCGACAAACCUUCGUAUCCAGUGUAAAUGUCAUGGGGUAUCUGGCUCUUGCAACGUGAAAACCUGCUGGAAAGGCAUACCCACCAUGGCCGAGAUAGGUCAGAAAUUACUGCAGAAGUUCACGGUUGCCAAAGAAUUGGCCAGGGCCUAUCUAGAGAAUCGAGGAAAAAAACUGCGAAAAUACGUAGCAUCGGAUCAGUUGGUAUAUAUUUCGAAAUCACCGGAUUAUUGCACUAGAGACGAGAAGCUGGGAAGUUUGGGCACAGUUGGACGGCACUGCAAUGUCUCAUCGUCAGGUCUGGACAGUUGCAGGCAACUUUGCUGCGGUCGAGGAUACCGAACGGUGGUGGAGGAAAAAAUAGAAAGGUGUCUCUGCAAAUUUUUUGAUUGUUGUUAUGUAAAAUGCAAAAUUUGCCGAACAAUGACCCAGGUGCACGAAUGUCUAUAACAAUUAUAAUUUUUGUUACAUUUUUCAAUUUCCUUUAUGAAAGGAACAAUAAAUUUUAUCAUUUCACUCAGGACAGCAAUAUUGAUUUUUGUAUUAGGCCUUAAUACUAAAGACAAUUUGUAAACCCUAGUUUCUACUUAGAAAAUAAAUUAUGUAACCGAAUGUACUGAAAUUAACAAUAGGAAUAUUUAGAAACCCUAUGAUAUACUUACUUACUUAGACUGUGGCACGUUGGCUUUAAUUUAUUUGU
Molecule: messenger RNA, 2042 nt
Organism: Cylas formicarius (sweet potato weevil)
Lineage: Eukaryota; Metazoa; Arthropoda; Insecta; Coleoptera; Brentidae
Product: protein Wnt-11b-1-like
Exons: 7
Coding region: 695-1792 (365 amino acids)
Biological process (GO): neuron differentiation; cell fate commitment; canonical Wnt signaling pathway
Cellular component (GO): extracellular region
Molecular function (GO): frizzled binding; cytokine activity
Source: RefSeq, a predicted model, not a curated record